This is a messenger RNA of Trichomonas vaginalis G3, 450 nucleotides long. RefSeq names its product protein of unknown function, DUF4106 family. The transcript has a single exon. The record is from RefSeq and is a predicted model, not a curated record. The coding region runs from base 1 to 450 and encodes 149 amino acids. NCBI's taxonomy places the organism in Eukaryota, Parabasalia, Trichomonadida, Trichomonadidae.
AUGCAGAGAAUAUUAGAGAAGAAACACUUCCGAAACAAACAGAAAGAGAUAGAAUACAUUUCGAAGAAAUUGCAAUCUUACGAUUGGAAGACUUACCCUCACAGAUGUCUUCUUAUUUUAGAUGACUUUGCUUCUCAUCCUUUGUUAAAGAAUAGAGAACAAGAUAUGUGUCGAAUUCUUAAGAAGCUCAGACACUUUAACAUUUCAGUCGUAAUAUGUGUACAGACAGCAAAGAGUUUAAGUAAGGAUGUUAAAAGAAUACUUACUGACAUUAUACUUUUCCCUGGAUUGUCCGAAGACGAUUUCAUGGAACUUAUGAAAGAGUCCAUGGCAGGUAAGUUUGACAGACAUGAACUAUGGGAGAAGUACAAAGCCAUACAAGACCCUCAUACUUCUUUCAGAAUUCAUAUCUACGCAAACAAAGUUCAAAUUGUAAAAAGUCAAGCUUGA